CAACCUUCCAAGUAUUGAGUUCACACUGCAGACACAGAAGAAUCAAAACAAGGUCCUCUGUAGUCUCUAUUUUCUUCUCUUUGUCAGUAAAAUCAUGACUCUGGGUCCAAAGAUACGUUCCUUGAAACGUGCCAGAGACCUCAGACCGCGUCCUUUAAUGGCUUCACACCCCCUCAUAUCGACUAUUUAACCCCAACCGGCUAAACAGACUCUUCAAGCUCCUCAUUUUAUAGUUCAUUCUUCUCUUUCUUCACCCAAAAGUUUCAGCUCCCUGCAAAAGGACAACUCAACCACUGGUGGCUCUACAUUUCUGCCCAGAAGCUCUAAUCUUUGUCAACUUUUCUCAUCAGUGAGUGGUUCUACUACUUCUUCUUCUUCAUUCUCUUCACCUUAAAAUACCAUGCAGCUUUCUCUUUGCCAUUUCCUUUUCUUGUUCUUGUGCUGCUCUGUUUCCAUAACCACUAUAACUAGUUUGAACUCUGAUGGGCUUGCUCUACUGUCCAUCUUAAACCACUGGACUUUUGUCCCCAAACCCAUUUCCUCAAGCUGGAAUCUUUCUGAUUCCACACCAUGCAAAUGGGUAGGAAUAGCAUGUGACCCUGCCCACAAUGUUUUUGCCUUGAAUGUCUCUAGUUAUGGAAUUUCUGGUCAGUUAGGACCUGGAAUUGGGAACUUGAGUCACUUACAGACUCUUGUUUUGAGUUUCAAUAAUUUUUCUGGCCAAAUUCCCAUGGAGUUGGGCAGUUGUAGUCUUCUUGAGACCUUGGAUUUGAGUUAUAACCAGUUGAGCGGCGUAUUGCCCGAGAGUCUGAACAACCUUAAGAACCUCUCCUAUCUACAAGUCAGUAAUAACAGUCUUGAGGGUACCAUUUCUUUUGGUUCAGAAAAUUGCAAGAAUUUGACUUUCUUGGAUUUGUCAAUCAAUCAGUUUAGUGGAGGUCUUCCAUCAGCCCUUGCCAAUUGUACUGGUUUAAGGGAAUUUUCGGCUGCAGUUAACAAUUUAGUUGGUCCAAUACCGUCUUCCUUUGGCCUACUAGAUAAGCUACAACUUCUAUACCUUCCUGAGAAUCAGCUGUCUGGAAAAAUACCUCCAGAACUUGGCAAGUGUAAGUCCUUGACCGGACUACAAUUGUACACAAACCAACUAGUUGGAGAAAUUCCCGAUGAGUUGGGAAUGUUAACCAACUUGCAGGACCUUCAAUUAUUUCAAAACAACUUGACUGGUGAAAUUCCAGUUAGCAUAUGGAAGAUUCAAACUCUUCAAUAUGUCCAUCUAUACAAGAAUAACCUCACUGGGGAACUGCCUCUAGAGAUGACUGAGCUCAAUCAACUGGAAAACAUCACAUUGUACAACAACCAGUUUUAUGGAGUUGUACCUCGAGCUUUGGGGAUUAACAGCAGUUUAGUUCAGUUAGAUUUUAUGUAUAAUAUGUUCACUGGUAGCAUCCCUCCAAAUCUUUGCCUUGGAAAGAAGCUAAGGGCAUUGAAUAUGGGGUUCAAUCAGUUUCAAGGUACCAUACCUUCUGAUGUCGGAAGUUGUUCAACUCUAAGGAGGUUGAGACUCGAACGGAAUAACUUGACCGGAGUACUUCCGCAAUUUGCAAAAAAUUCUGACCUUUCAUAUAUGGACAUCAGCAGCAAUGAGAUUAGUGGAGAAAUUCCAUCAAGCUUGGGAAACUGUAGCAGCCUCACCUCCAUCAACUUGGCCAUGAAUAAGUUAACAGGAGUUAUACCAGAGGAGUUAGGAUACCUUGCAGAUCUUCAUACUUUGGAUCUUUCCCACAACAGUUUGGUGGGUGCUUUGCCUUCUAGCCUAUCCAAUUGCACCAAAAUGCUGGAGUUUGAUGUGGGGUCCAACUUCUUGAAUGGCUCCAUUCCUUUGAGUUUGAGUAGUUGGACAGAUUUAUCUAAAUUGGUAUUAAGUGAGAACAGGUUUACUGGCGGCAUUCCAACCUUCUUGUCAGAAUUUAAAAAGCUUUCGGAGCUACAACUUGGUGGAAAUUUGUUGGGAGGUGUGAUUCCAUCGUCAGUUGGAGCACUGCAGAAUUUGUUUUAUGCUCUGAACCUUAGCAAUAAUGCAUUGACAGGUGUGGUUCCUUCAGAGCUUGGAAAGUUGACAAUGCUACAGCGAUUAGAUUUAUCUCAUAACAAUCUGACGGGGACUUUGAGGGCUCUUGAUGGGAUGAUUUCAUUGAUUGAGGUUAAUGUUUCAUACAAUAGCUUCACAGGUGCAGUACCAGAAACAUUGAUGAACCUGUUAAACUCAUCCUCAUUUUCCUUUUCCAGCAAUCCCUCCCUAUGUGUCAGUUACCUUCCAUCAUGUGGCUUCACUUGUGCUGGAAACAACACUAUUAAGCUCUGCAAUAGUCAAUCAAGCAAGCAGAAAGGACUUAGUAAAGUGGAAAUUGCAUUUAUAGCCCUAGGAUCAUCGAUACUAGUUGUUUCUCUGCUGUAUCUACUGGUGUAUUUGUUUUGCUUGCACAAAAGGACUACGCAGGAGGUUGGGGUCUCAGCUCGAGAGGGCCCAUCUUCCUUACUCUCCAAAGUCAUGGAGGCUACAGAGAACCUUAGUGAUAGAUAUAUCAUUGGGAGUGGAGCCCAUGGAACUGUUUAUCGAGCUUCUUUGGAUGAAGACAAAGAUUUUGCUGUCAAGAAGCUUGUAUUUGAAGGGCAUGAAGGAAGGCGCUUGAGCAUGAUUAGAGAACUUCAAACCCUUGGGAAGAUCAGGCACCGGAAUCUGGUUAAAUUGGAAGACUUCUGGUUAAGAAAGGACUAUGGCUUAAUCUUGUAUAGGUACAUGCAAAAUGGGAGCCUUCAUGAUGUUUUGCACGAAAUUAGCCCCCCACUAAUUCUGGAGUGGAGUGUCCGCUACAAGAUAGCACUGGGAACUGCAUACGGCUUAGAAUAUCUCCAUUAUGAUUGUGAUCCCCCAAUAGUGCAUCGAGAUAUCAAGCCAAUGAACAUUCUGUUAGACUCUGAUAUGGAAGCUCAUAUUGCUGAUUUUGGAAUUGCUAAACUCUUGGAUCAGUCUACUCCUUCAACGGUGUCCAUCUCAGUUGUUGGUACAACCGGAUAUAUCGCACCAGAAAAUGCAUUCAGAACAGGAAACAGUGUGGAAUCUGAUGUGUACAGUUACGGGGUUGUUUUACUUGAGCUGAUAACUAGAAAGAAGGCAUUGGAUCCAUCAUUUAUGGAGCAAACUGAUAUUGUAGGAUGGGUUAGGUCCGUGUGGAGCGACACAGAAAAAAUUGAUAGGAUUGUUGAUUCAAGCCUUGUGGAGGAACUUCUGGACUCAGAUAUCAGGGAACAAAUUGUUGAUGUGCUUCUUGUGGCUUUCAGCUGUACUCAUAAUGAUCCUAAGAAGCGACCCACGAUGAGAGAUGUUAUCAAGCAAUUAUUAGAUGUAAAUUCCCCAAUGAGGAGGACAAAAUUCUAGCUUUUGGACAUUUCCAAAUUGGUUGUUCUAAUUAUUGGAUACCCUUGUCUUAGCACUUUUAAUGUACUAGCAUUUCGUCGUUAUGGGAUUAUAGUCAAUAGACAAUCUCUUCUCCUCAGUAGUGGUGUUUCUUCAAAUAUAAAUCAUAGUCUCUUUUAGUAGCCAUUUUCAUAGUUUAGUAAAAAAAAGUAAACAAUUGAAGACUGAUAGAAGUUCAAUUAUAACAAAUGUCAGGCAGAGACAGUAUGAAAUGAUAAACAAA
Messenger RNA from Rosa chinensis, 3698 nucleotides. RefSeq names its product receptor-like protein kinase. Gene Ontology annotation, molecular function: ATP binding; protein binding; protein kinase activity. Gene Ontology annotation, biological process: protein phosphorylation. NCBI's taxonomy places the organism in Eukaryota, Viridiplantae, Streptophyta, Magnoliopsida, Rosales, Rosaceae. The transcript is spliced from 2 exons. The record is from RefSeq and is a predicted model, not a curated record. Gene Ontology annotation, cellular component: plasma membrane. Bases 401 to 3436 code for a protein of 1011 amino acids.